AUGUCCGUCGACGAAGUUCCCGUCGACGCCUCCAGCGCGAAGAUGACGGCCAGCGAUAUUGGAGAAGUGAGACCGGAUUUGUCUCUGGAAGUUGAGAAUAAUGUCACUUUGACUCUGCAGUCUGAUGCGCUCUUCAUCAAUGAUCCAAAGACCAAAAAGGACGUUCGCUACUGCGGCUUACAAGUAGUCACCUCUACCGCAUCUCAAUCCAUCCCCUUCUACGACAUCCUCUCCGCGCAGAUCUCCGACUCAGCCCUCAUCCUCAAAUACGCGAAACCAGUCGUAAAAGACGACUACGCCCCAAGCACGGUGACAUACGCCCUCGACAUCAGCCAAACAACCCCCGCCAAAGUAGAGGCAUGGGUUGAACAACUCCUCAAAUCCGCAUACGGCCAAGCUCAGCGCAACAGACGAUUACGAGUCCUGAUCAACCCGCAUGGUGGUAAAGGGUACGCCAAGGAUUUAUACAAUGAAUAUGCAGCUCCGAUGUUCGAAGCGGCAGGGUGCAAAGUCGAUUUGGAGAUGACCAAAUAUGCCGGCCAUGCCACCGAUAUUGCCGAGAAGAUGGAUAUUGACGCAUAUGAUGCGAUUCUCUGCUGUUCGGGAGAUGGCCUCCCAUACGAAGUAUUGAACGGAUUCGCAAAACGAUCCAAUGCCGCCGAGGCCCUUGCCAAAGUCGCCGUUGCUAUGAUCCCCUGUGGAUCCGGAAACGCAAUGGCAUGGAACCUCUUCGGAACAAACAGUGUCAGUCUCUCGGCCUUGAGUGUUAUCAAGGGUCUACGCACACAUAUGGAUUUGGUUUCUUUGACCCAAACGGGCACUCGGACAUUGUCGUUUUUGUCUCAGUCCUACGGAAUCGUCGCAGAGUCGGAUUUGGGGACGAAUCAUUUACGGUGGAUGGGCGCUGCGCGCUUCACGUAUGGGUUUCUCACGCGACUAUUGCGCCAAGCGACAUAUCCAUGUGACAUUGCCUUCAAACUUGAGACGGACAGCAAGCAAACAAUGAAGGAACGAUAUCUCGAAUACAAAAAGCAGAAACCGUCCUUACGACCAGUCGGCGGCAGUGAAGAGGUCAUUGGCCAGGGUUUACCGACACUCAAAUACGGCACUGUCGACGACGAAGUACCGAGUGACUGGCACAAGAUUUCCACUGAUACAUUAAGCAAUUUCUACGCCGGAAAUAUGGCCAUUAUGACUGCCGACGCAAAUAUCUUCCCGGCCACCGUGCCCAACGAUGGGUUGAUCGACGUUGUCAUGAUUGACGGCGCUAUCGGUCGUCUGAGAGCAUUAUCCAUGAUGACUGCCGUCGAGAAUGGCGGGUUCUUCGACUACCCCGAAGUCGAAGUUCGAAAGGUUCACGCAUAUCGUCUUACUCCCAGGGGUAGUAACGAUGGCUACAUCAGUGUAGAUGGUGAACGAAUCCCAUGGCAGCCUUUCCAGGUAGAGGUUCAUCCGGGAUUGGGUACGGUGUUGUCCAAGAGCGGUCACUUGUAUGAAGCUCAGGGACCUAUAUGA
Molecule: messenger RNA, 1515 nt
Organism: Talaromyces marneffei
Lineage: Eukaryota; Fungi; Ascomycota; Eurotiomycetes; Eurotiales; Trichocomaceae
Exons: 3
Coding region: 1-1515 (504 amino acids)
Biological process (GO): sphingosine biosynthetic process
Cellular component (GO): intracellular membrane-bounded organelle; membrane; cytoplasm
Source: RefSeq, a predicted model, not a curated record